AACUUCUGUUCUACUUAUUUUUGGCACAUAUAUAGAGAAAAAUCUCUCUUUUCUUAAGCUUUUCCUGAAGAUCUUUUGCAGGAAAAAUGGGUGGAAAUUCCCCCUGUGCUUCAUGCAAGCUGCUUCGACGCCGAUGUGCCAAGGAUUGCAUUUUUGCUCCUUAUUUUCCAUCUGAUGAUCCUCACAAAUUUUCCAUUGUUCACAAGGUUUUUGGUGCCAGCAAUGUCAGCAAGAUUUUGCAGGAACUCCCAUUACAACAAAGAGCGGACGCAGUGAGUAGUCUGGUAUACGAGGCGAACGCACGAGUUAGAGAUCCAGUGUACGGUUGCGUUGGCACCAUAUCUUACUUGCAAGACCAGGUUUCUCAGCUUCAAAUGCAGUUGGCUGCGGCUCAAGCAGAAAUACUUUGCAUUCAGAUGCAACAAGAACCAGCUCCAAUUACUACUAGUCCAGCACUGUUUGAGGGAGAUGACAAAUAUUCAUCCCUUUUCCUUCAUCAAAAUAAUCUUCCUCUGCUCCUUAGCUUUUCCUCUUCUAAUAAUGUAAUUCAUGACUCUUUCUCGAAAGAGCCCCCCUUGACUUGAUUUCUUAAUUAAAUCAGGAUAUAAUGGAAAUUUAG
Molecule: messenger RNA, 619 nt
Organism: Olea europaea var. sylvestris
Lineage: Eukaryota; Viridiplantae; Streptophyta; Magnoliopsida; Lamiales; Oleaceae
Product: LOB domain-containing protein 12-like
Exons: 2
Coding region: 87-584 (165 amino acids)
Source: RefSeq, a predicted model, not a curated record